Elgaria multicarinata webbii is the source of this 3811-nucleotide messenger RNA. RefSeq names its product ring finger protein 10 (gene RNF10). Lineage: Eukaryota; Metazoa; Chordata; Lepidosauria; Squamata; Anguidae. Gene Ontology annotation, biological process: positive regulation of myelination; positive regulation of transcription by RNA polymerase II. Bases 329 to 2761 code for a protein of 810 amino acids. The record is from RefSeq and is a predicted model, not a curated record. The transcript is spliced from 17 exons. Gene Ontology annotation, molecular function: transcription cis-regulatory region binding.
CCCGGCGCCAGGGCCGGGCCGGGUCUGGCCUUGCGGGGUGCCCCCGUUCGCGCUCCCUCGGCCGCUCCUCCGUCCGCGGGGCCCCCUCAGGCCCGGCCGCGCUAGGCGCCCCCGCAGCCUCCGACUCGGCGCUUGAGGCCUGUUCCACGCGCCGCCCCGUCCCUUCCCUCGUCAGGGCGAAGCAGUGAGGAAAAUGUCGCCAUGAAGGUGGCCGAGACGACUGCGCUGCGCCGACCCCGCCGCCGGGCCAUGAGCCUGGGCCUCGGCCCCAGCCAUCAGCGCUCGCCCGUUCUCCGCUUUCGCAGCGGCGCCUCCGCGGCGCCCGUGGAUGCUCCAGAGCUCCGCAGCAGCAGCAGCAGCAGCCCCCAGCUUCGACGCGAUGGACAAGAGCAACCCCUGCGGCUCCGGCCUCGGCCCCGGCUCCUCGUCUACGGCGGGAGGCAAAGGGCAGCAGCCGCGCUCUAACUCGGCCGGCCCAGCCGGGGGUGAGUCCAAGCCCAAAGGCGAUGGAAAAAAUGCAAAUGGAUCCAAGCAGCGUUAUAAUCGUAAACGGGAAACUUCAUAUCCCAAAAAUGAGAACUUUUCCAGCCAAUCCCGUCGUUCCUCUUCACAGAAAAGCAAAGCUUUUAACAAGAUGCCUCCUCAGAGGGGGGCACAUGGCAGUGGCGGCAAACCUUUUAGCCCUUCUUUUAAUGGUGGAAGACGAGAUGAGGUAGCAGAGGCCCAACGGGCAGAGUUUAGCCCUGCCCAGUUCUCUGGCCCCAAGAAGAUUAGUCUGAACCACUUGUUGAACUUCACCUUUGAACCUCGUGGCCAAGCAAGCCACUUUGAUGGGGGUGGCCGUGGCACCUGGGGGAAAAGGAACAGAUGGGAGAACAAACCUUUCAACAAGGAGCUCUUCCUACAGGCCAACUGCCAGUUUGUGGUGUGUGAUGACCAGGAUUACACAGUUCACUUCACUGAUCCAGAUACCUUGGUCAACUGGGAUUUUGUGGAACAAGUGCGGAUUUGCAGCCAUGAAGUGCCCUCUUGCCCAAUAUGUUUAUACCCACCCACUGCUGCCAAGAUCACCCGCUGUGGGCACAUCUUCUGCUGGGCAUGCAUCUUGCACUAUCUGUCUCUGAGUGAGAAGACCUGGAGCAAGUGCCCCAUCUGUUAUGGCUCUAUUCACAAGAAGGACCUCAAAAGUGUUGUUGCUCUAGAAACUCGUCAGUAUGCAAUUGGCGAUACAGUUACCAUGCAGCUGAUGCGACGGGAGAAAGGAGUCUUGAUAGCACUGCCAAAAUCAAAGCUUACAAAUGUGGAGCAGCCUGUUCACCUAGAAGAUGAGCAACAUGGUCAGUAUUCAAAACUGCUUCUCGCCUCUAAGGCUCAAGUGCUGCAUAAGGUGAUCUUGGAAGAGAAGGCGGCACUCCUGCGUCAGUAUGACGAGGAGAAACACACCCCUGAAGCAUGUUUCAUUGAAGCAGCCAUUCAGGAGCUGAAAGAUCGAGAGGGCAACUUGAUGUCUGACAAAUAUCAAGACAGUGCUGUUGCAGAUACCACAGUAGCUGUGGCAGAACUAGUCUUGAUGGAGCCAUCUGACAAAGAAGCAGUGGCGUUGUCUCAGGAGAGGAAGUGUGUUCUAGAGUAUCUUUCUGCUUUCGAUGAAGAAGUCCUGAAAUCUCCUUCUGUGGAGUCUGCAAGUGCAGUUCCACCCUCCUCAGAGACAGAAGCGACAGCGGUGGCUGAUGCAGAAGAGUCUGGUGUGGAUCUGGGAGCCGCAAGUGAAAUGGGUGAAGCUAGCCUGCCUGAAUCUGCCUGUGAGAAAUCUAAAACGGCAUUCAGCAGUGGACACACAAGUAGCUCCCCUUGCUAUUACUUCUACCAAGCUGAGGAUGGGCAGUGUAUGUAUCUUCACCCUGUGAAUGUGCGAUGCCUUGUGCAUGAGUACGGCAGUCUGGAGAAGAGUCCAGAGAAGAUUACUGCUACUGUGGUGGAGAUAUCUGGCCACUCCAUGACAGAGGAUGUGCGGCAGCGUCAUCGCUACCUGUGUCAUUUGCCACUCACUUGUGAGUUCAGCAUCUGUGAACUAGCUUUGAAGCCUCCAGUUAUUUCGAAGGAAACAUUGCACAUGUUUUCAGAUGAUAUCGAAAAAAGGAAACGCCUGAGGCAGAAGAAAGCUCGUGAUGAGCGACGUCGGGAGCGGAGAAUUGAGAUGGAGGAAAAUAAGAAGCAAGGCAAAUAUCCUGAGGUUCGUAUUGCUUUAGAGAAUCUGCAACAGUUCCCUGCCUUCAGUGCUUGUUCAGGAGAAUCUGCUGACGCUGAGAACCAAAGCAGCAGUCUGCUGUCCUCUGAUGAGAGAAGCCCUGUGUCUCAACCAGAGUCCUUGUUGACUCCACUGUCACCUGCAGCCAGUCUUGGCAGCCCUUCCCCCUGUGUUGGGAACCCGGAGGAGGAAUCUGCCCUACCCUCAUUUGCCCAGAUGUUGAGGGCUGGAAAAGCGAAACCAGAAACAUGGAAUAGUUUUCAGCCAAAGAAGAAAGAAGAGAACACCGCCCUGGCACCUCCGGCUACAGGAGACAGUGAUGGGGAGAGUGAUAACUCAGACCGCGUACCUGUGCCUAGUUUCCAGAACUCCUUCAGCCAAGCUAUCGAGGCAGCCUUCCUAAAAUUAGACGAACCAUCUACUUCCAACCACCUCUUGGAUGAAAAAAGAGGCAAGAAAAAGAAGCAGAAGCAAAAGUUGCUGUUCAGCACAUCAGUGGUUCAUACAAAGUGAUCCUGCUAAUGGACAGAUUCUGUCUCCUGGUUUCUUUUGUUUGCUUUUGUGUUUUGCUGCUAUAGAGAAAGUAUUUUAAGUUUGAGCAGGAAAAAAAUAUCUGUUUCUGGGACUUAGGGAGGGUUAGGGAUUAAAAACGAAUAUACAUUCGAUUCGCUCGUUGAUACCAAAAUGAAAUAUUGAAUUGCAGACCCUUCGCCAACGUUGCAGGGUUGUGCCAAGCUUAAAGCCUUUGGCAUGUUUUGCAGUUGGACCAUGGGGAAGAAUAGCGUGGCUGAGGUGGUCCACCUGCUUUUGCCACUGCAGGGGCAGAAGAGCUUCUAAUGCUAUGAACCUGGGUGGAAAUAAGUCUAGUGGCUGCCGUGGGCUGAAUGAAACAUAUCCUUUAUUGCCUGCUACUUGCCUCUCUCUGGAAACAGGUAAAUAAAGAUACCAUGCUGUAGAGCACUCACUGAUUGCUACUUCCGUUUAAUCAGAAACCCUUACAAAGAAGAAUGGGGUGGUAGCGGCAGCGGAGGAAGUAAUUGGGCUCCUGUCUCCAAUUGCUCAUUUUAAUUUUUCUUCAAAAGGCCAAGGACUGCAGAAGGUAUGUUUUGGGAAGUCUUUCUGAAAAAGUGACUGGAUUCAGCAGGCCAUUGUAUUCAGCAAGGCAGGAGUAAAUCUUGCCCAGAUCUUGUGUAGGGCUGCUCUGGGGAGUUACGGUGCUAAUUAGAUUAUUUGGAGGGAUAUUAGAAACUUCUUCCUUGUGCAGAGCAGCUGGUUUGUAUAAAUAAGCCGUGGACCUGAACGUAGUGGCCCCAUUUGCUUGGUUGUGGGAUUCAAACUGGGGUUUUACUAUGUAUGUUUCAGCCAUACUUCUCUCCUUAUCCUCCCAGCCUCUUUUUUGUUUUUUUUGGGGGGGGAAAGUUGUUUCAUUCUGCACUGCUUGUGGCUUGAUCUGAAACUAAUUACUACUAAAGUGUCAGUUCUGUUGAAUACAAUGAACUUCAGUGUACUAUACCAGCAAAGGCAAAUAGUUACAAUAAAACCAUAUGCACAACGGUGGGUGUA